Pleuronectes platessa (European plaice) is the source of this 1449-nucleotide messenger RNA. It is a transcript of the gene znf648, whose product is annotated as zinc finger protein 648. The record is from RefSeq and is a predicted model, not a curated record. Lineage: Eukaryota; Metazoa; Chordata; Actinopteri; Pleuronectiformes; Pleuronectidae. Gene Ontology annotation, molecular function: DNA-binding transcription factor activity; RNA polymerase II cis-regulatory region sequence-specific DNA binding. The transcript has a single exon. Gene Ontology annotation, biological process: regulation of transcription by RNA polymerase II. Bases 1 to 1449 code for a protein of 482 amino acids.
AUGGCUGAAAACACGUCUGCCAGGACGGCGGUUGAAAAGGGGGAGAAAAGGACAUAUCAUAAAAGACAUUGUGGCAUACAUUUUCUCCCAGAUGGACAGAUUGUCAAUAACACUCAUAACAUGAAGAGUGACCCUUCACUUGGAGGUACAAGUGUGAACUCAGAGAGCAAUGACACUGGAAUCCUGUAUCUGAACCCUCAGACACCAAACUGGUCACUUGCUGAGAAGUUUGCUGAGCUUUCUCCAGGAGACAAAACUGGAAUCUGUGAUGACCAAGACCACACCACUGAAGCAUUGUCGCAGUGCACUCAAUAUCUCGACGACAAUAAAAUAAAUGGGCCUGGCGACGUGCAUUUAGAUGCUAAGCAAAACAAUUGCUCGAAAUACGUCAGGAGCAACCAAGUGCAAAAACAGAGAGCCUCCAAGCUAAAGGAGAUGAAUGUUGAGGAAUAUUCUCCAGGCGGAGGAGGGAAUAAGAUGAAAAAGAGGAAUGUGAAUAGUCUGUCUCUUAAGAAAUUACUUAAAAAGCACGACAAAGACAAGAUCCCUCGACUUCUGGUAGCGAUGAAAAAACGUGGCGAAGUCGACAUAGAGCACCGUCCCUUCAAAUGUUCCCACUGCCACUGGGCCUUCAAGAAGCUAUGCAACCUGCAGAGCCACCUACAAACACACACUGGCCUCAAGCCGCAUGUGUGUGAUAUAUGUGGCAAGGCCUAUUCCCAUCAGGGCACGCUGCAGCAGCACAAGCGUCUGCACACGGGUGAAAGACCAUAUCACUGCCCCUUCUGCGUCAAGACCUACAUUUGGUCCUCAGAUUACCGCAAGCACAUCCGCACACAUACCGGGGAGAAGCCCUACAUCUGUGACACUUGUGGCAAGGAUUUUAUUCGCUCCUCGGACCUGCGCAAGCAUGAGCGGAACAUGCACACCAACAACAAGCCCUUCCAGUGUACCCACUGUGACAAGACCUUCAAUAAACCCCUCUCUCUGAACCGUCAUGAGCGCAAGCACCUGGGCGAAAGGCCUUUCUCCUGCCCUGACUGCGGGAAGGCCUUUGCCCUGCCCAGCCGCAUGGCCGAGCACCGCAAGACCCACGCUGGAGUUCGUCCGUUUGUGUGCUCGGUUUGCUCCAAGUGCUUCACAAAGUCCUCCAAUCUGACAGAGCACGAGGCCAUCCACAGUGGCGCGCGGCCCUAUAAGUGCACAGAGUGUGGUGUUGCGUUUGCCAUGGCAUCCCGCCUCGUCCGUCACCAGUACGUGCACAAUAAAGAGAAACCCCUCAGCUGCACAGGCUGCAGCAAGAACUUCUGCCACCUUGAGACACUGAAGCUUCACCAGGAGCAAACGUGUGCUGGGAGAAUCUUUGUCUGUGUGGACUGUGACAAAUCUUUCCAGUGUGCGGCAAAGCUCAAACAGCAUAUGCUGAGCCACAGGGACAAGAGUGUGUGA